Messenger RNA from Symbiodinium sp. CCMP2456, 581 nucleotides. The record is from the annotation of a GenBank genome assembly. NCBI's taxonomy places the organism in Eukaryota, Dinophyceae, Suessiales, Symbiodiniaceae.
AUGCGAAAACCAAAAGCAAAAGCCAAAUCGAAAGCUGACCCCGCAAAGCCCAAAGCUAAAGCAAAGGCGAAAGGGAAAGCAAAGUCGAAGGCCAAGGCUGCGAAAUCGCAGCAUGACGAGACUUCGAAGGAGUCGAACGCCAAGGCUGCGAAAUCGCAGGAUUCCGAGUCUUCGAAGGAGGCUCCCGGGUCACCUUCAGACGAAGUUGAUAAGGAGCUCGAAGAAGAGCUUGAAAAAGAGAUGCUGGCUGAUGACAAGCCUGAUGCUUUGGUUGAGGCCGUGCCCCGGAAAAGGAUUUGCCCGGAUGACGAUGAUGAUGAGCCCAAACCGCCCCGCAAGCGCCGGGAAGGCCCCGCCAAAACCUUUGCCAACCGACCCAUGCCCAGCAAAGACGUGUGGGCCAAGCAGAGAUUCGAGAGCAUCCGCGACGCCUAUCAGUUGUAUUGCCAGCCCCGUUUGAAGUCACCUUCAACACAUGCAGAUGCAUUCUGGAAGCAUUGCUUCGAGUUGGUUGGCCCGGGCAAGAAGGCCGAUGGCUUGGCCCUGAAGAAGAUCUGCAAAGAGCGAGCCGAAUCUUUCCU